Messenger RNA from Fomitopsis serialis, 1932 nucleotides. RefSeq lists its product as uncharacterized. Gene Ontology annotation, molecular function: RNA polymerase II cis-regulatory region sequence-specific DNA binding; zinc ion binding; DNA-binding transcription factor activity, RNA polymerase II-specific. Lineage: Eukaryota; Fungi; Basidiomycota; Agaricomycetes; Polyporales; Fomitopsidaceae. The transcript is spliced from 7 exons. Gene Ontology annotation, cellular component: chromatin. The record is from RefSeq and is a predicted model, not a curated record. The coding region runs from base 1 to 1932 and encodes 643 amino acids. Gene Ontology annotation, biological process: DNA-templated transcription; regulation of transcription by RNA polymerase II.
AUGACUCACGACCAUGUGCCGAGCGAGUCGCCAGGCGAGGGCCUCAGCCGCUACCAGUGCCCCGACUGCACCUCGACCUUCAGCAGACGGCAGAACCUCCAGCGGCACCGCAGAACCCCUGCCGCGAGCAGUUCACACGGACGUACGUUCAGGGCUAUCCACCGUAUUUGCGUUCAGGCACUCACGAACCGGAUCCUCCAGCGACCUUCUCCAGAGGCACAUCCACCAACACCAUCGCGGCCUUGUGCUGGCCCCACCGCCGCCUCGGGCAUGCAAGGCAUGCGCUUCCUCCAAGAUGCGAUGCGACCGGGAGUCUCCGUGCUCCCGGUGCCGAGCAAAGGGACUUCGAUGCGAGCCUCAAUCUACUUCUUCCGCAACGGCAGUCUAUCGCCUCCACCGGAGACGCGGCCGCAGCCACUCCCUGACUCGCAAACACCAAUGCAAUCGGACCUCAUGAACCCCAUGUCUGCAGACCAGGCCAUGUCCGUCGAUCUUCCUGAUCUCAGUUUCUUUGCCGCGAACCCUCCACCGCUUGGCGAUUUCCCAGUAAACUUGAGCGAUUUUCUCGGCUUUGAUCCUCUGCUCGGUUUCAGCACGGCCUUCGCGGAGGGACCAGCGAAUCCUUGGCCUGCUGCACCCAUGGCUGUCCCGCUACCCUCGAUGGGAUCCGCUACGCACCACUCGCCGCUCUCGGACUUAAGCUCGAGUGGAAGGUCCAUGCCCGACUCGAUGAGCCCCUCAGGCGAGAUUUGCCCGACUCUGGAGAUGCUCUCGUCGACGUAUUGGCCCAGCAGUGAUUCAGAGUACCAUGCUUCAUCGGCCCCUAGCUCAGGGCGGUCGAGUCCUGCCCCGCGAAAUAUGCAACUGCCCACAGUCUCGACGUGCAGGAACGAUCCUGCAAGCUUCUUCACGCCCGCGAUGCGUGCUCGGUACCCGGCGCUCUACGCAGGCCAUUUCGAGCGACACUGGCCUCUUCUUGGCCUACAUUCGGUCGAUCUCAACACGCUGCAUCCUGCCCUGGGCGUUGCGGUCUGCUGUGUGGGUGCAAUGUACGACGGGGUGCCUGCCCACCGUCGCCUGGCCACUGCCGUAAUGCUCGUCCAGCGCACAGCACUCAUCACUAAGCUGUCCACUCACCGGCUAGACGAGGCGGAGGCGCUCGCGAUGCUGCAGGCGCUAUUCCUGUACCAGCUCCUCGGCGCGUUCCAGCACGAGAAGAACUACCGCGAUCUCACCAACGUCUUCCACGGCUCCUUAGUCCAGCUCGUCCGCCGGUAUUGCGUCCUUGAGCCGUCCGUCUCAGCGCCGCCAGGCCAGGCGACGGCCCGCGCGCGCCUCGCGCACGGCGUCUUCUUCCUCGACGCGCUGCAGCCGAUCCUCGCGGGGACACCCGCGCUGCUGAGCAUCGACGAGCUGCGCGGCGGCACGCCGUCGCCCCCUGCGCUCUUCCGGCGGCUCAUGGACAUGCGCGGGGGCCCGGCGGCGAUCCCCGACGCGCCGGCCGCGCUCACCCUCAUCCUCGCGCUGCUCGGGCGCGUGCUCGAGCUCCUGCGCCUCCGCCAGAGCGCAGACGCGCUGUGCGCGGAGGGCGGGGCCACAUCGGACGCGCUGGACGCGGCGCUCGUGCAGAGAGCACGCGGGCUCGGGGCGGCGCUCCGUCGCUGGAAGGAUGCGUGGGACGCGCUCGACCCGGCGCAUGGGGCGGGCGCGCCGGUGCCUGCGUGCGAGAACGCGAUGCCGAUCUACAUGAUCGUGCUGACGCUGAUCGCCCAUGCUGGCGGGAGUGCGCCGUGGACCCCUCCAGGUCAGUAUAACCCGGAGGAGCGCGCGGGCGGUCCGUUCGCGCAGUUCUGCCGCUCGUUCCGUACGUUCUUGAACGAGGCGGAGUGGUCGGGCCUGACGUGGCUCUUCCCGCCGUUCCAUGUGAGUUGA